Molecule: messenger RNA, 389 nt
Organism: Phyllotreta striolata
Lineage: Eukaryota; Metazoa; Arthropoda; Insecta; Coleoptera; Chrysomelidae
Source: the annotation of a GenBank genome assembly
AAAGAGUUAAAAUACUAGUAGUUUAUAAUGAAAUAUGUAGCAUCAAAAUUUAAACUAAAAAUUGACCAAUAAAUGAUUUUUUUUAGAUGCGAAAAAGGGAUGUAAACGAUUGGGGUAAUUGGUUGACCAAUAAAAUGGGUAAUGUUGUGCAUCAAUAUGGAAGUGAUGCAGCAGAUAAACGUUACCAAGAAAUCGUGAUUGAAUUGACUGCCAAAAAUGAAGAAUUAGAACAAAUGCAGAUUUACAAGGACAUCAAGAGAUUAGAAGAGGAACUUCUCGCUUACACCAACGCCGGUAUUCAGCAAAUGAAGAAUAAACUGCAAAACUUCAGAGAUGGAAUUUUCGGUCGCGGUGGUAAGGAAUAAUAGAAGAUUACGCCUAAAUAAGAC